Striga hermonthica is the source of this 1284-nucleotide messenger RNA. Lineage: Eukaryota; Viridiplantae; Streptophyta; Magnoliopsida; Lamiales; Orobanchaceae. The record is from the annotation of a GenBank genome assembly.
AUGAGACCGCAGACCGUGAGGGCUAGGGGUUUGAAAGAAGGAGUCUGGACUGAUCGAAGCUACUGGAGCGAAGAGAAGAGCAUGUACCGUUACGAGCUAAUGACAGGGUCGAUAAUCCAAUCCAAACUUUUCGAAUGCUUACGGAAGGAAUACGGAAGCGGAUUCGAAGAACUCGCGUGCGAGAAGUUGGUUCCGAUCGUUGGAAAUAUUUGCCAACCAAAUCUCGGAAUGGAUGCUUAUUCUUCUGGUGUUGUCAUGGAUGAAGUAGAUGUCAUCUACGAUUCCUUGAUCGAUGCAAAUGUGAGCGCCUCACAACGGCUAAUGAGGUUUUCUAAGAAAUGCAAGAAUCUCAAGCUUUUCGUGCACAUCUCAACCGCAUAUGUCAAUGGAAGAAAAGAAGGCAUGAUCUACGAGAAGCCGUUGGUUAUGGGAGAAAAUGGGAGAAACAAAGAGGACUUCGCCAAGUCUUCUUCCAAUUGGGGAAUAGAUUUAACCGACGAGAUGAACCUCGUUAUGAAAUCGUGUGUGGGCUCCACAGAAUUCGACGCAACAAAAGAACUAAAAAGGCUUGGUUUUGAGAGGGCCACAUUCUACGGAUGGUAUAAUCCGUAUCAUUCGACUAAAGCGAUGGACGAAAUGGUCCUUAACGAAAUUAGAGAGAACGUACCCGUGCUUAUCAUAAGGCCAACUGUUAUCGAGAGUAGCUACGAACAACCUUUUCUUGGGUGGAUACAAGGAAAUAGAAUGUUCGAUCCGGUCAUUAUUUCUUACGGCAAAGGACUACUUCUGGCUUAUCUAGCCGAUCCCAACGCGCACGUGGACAUUGUUCCAGUUGAUAUGAUGGCUAAUACAACAAUUGCAACCAUUGCAAAACACGAAAGCAUAAACAAGCCACGAUUGGGCGUGUAUCAUGUGGUGACCGAUUUUGUGAAUCCUUUGAAAUUUUUGGAUUUCUUCGAACACAUCCACGAACACUUUACCCGCACCGGAUUGACAAAUAUUAAUGCGGUUGAAACAAAUGGAAGCACGGUUCAAAAGAGCCGAAAAUUGUACAAAGCGAAGGUCGCUUAUGCCGAGCAGUUAUGCAAAUUGUACGAGUUCAUAGGGUUCUUCAAAGCCAGGUUCCACACCAGAAACACCCGAAAGUUACUAGACGAGAUGUCGAAAGAAGAGCAAGAUAAGUUCGAAAUCGAAGCGACGAAAAUCGACUGUAAAAAGUACUUCGUCGACAUUCAUAUCCCCGGCGUGAGGAAACACGUGUUGAAUAACAAAAUGACUGUCUGA